UGCGUGUGCGUCAGUUUACUGAGGCGUAAUAGACUGGAACAAAGAAGGCGCCUGGAGCGGAAAAUAAAAGAAAGAAACCGAAAUCGAAUCGAACUGAACUGAACUGAAAUGCACUAUACAGAAAUGCCUCUAUACUAUGCCAGGAGGAAGAAUGCCGGAGAAGAGGCCACCUCAUCGGUUCCUGAAUCACAGCGGAUUGUUCAGGAGCAGCACACUCAAUUCCGCAGGCACGAUCACAAAAAGAAAUCAAAUAUGAAGUAUGUAACAGCAUGAUAUAAACAUCCGAGGUCUAAUUAUUAUUUAAACAAUAAUUACAAAGGGAAAUACAAAAAGUAGUACUCAAUUAAACUCCUAACAAGACGUCAUCAAAAGGUGACUGAAUCGAAAAUAUAUGCAUAAUUUAAACGAUAUUAAACUUGAUUGCAAUGCAAACAUCACACGUAAUUACAGCUUCCAAUGAAUUGUGCAUUUUUUUGAACCAAUAAAUCUUGGCCUUUAUUCAAGAUGAUUCGCCCUUAGCAUGGAAAUUAAUUAUGGCAGCCACUGUACUGCACAUUUCUCAAUCCAAAGAGGAAACAAAAUUUAAACGAUCGUUACAAAGAGCAUUUCUGAUUUCUGCAAGGGUAGGUGGGCGAUCGAGGGCAUAUAAAUCUCGAUAAAUACGGACACCUACACCCACACCUUUUGUAAAAUAUAAUAUAUAUUCAUGCCCAAAAAUGUGUCAGCUGUUUGCUGUUUUUGCACAAUGAAACGAGAGCGAAAGCGGAAAAAGAAACAAGACAUUGAGUGUGCGCCUAGGAUGAGUGGUGGAUAUCCAACAAAGAUAAGAAAGAAAGACUAAAUUCGCAGAAUGUGCAAGCGAUUUGGACAACAUUUUAACUAGUAAUAAUACAUGAGUGUUCCAAGUUUGAAUCACUUCCAUUGAGACAAAUGUCUUCGCACUGUGAGGCCAGAACAGCCUCUAUAGAGGCGAACCAGCCAGAGAUAUGUAUAAACAGCGAAAAUCGGCAAAAACUGGACACGUCAGGCGGCCGCGAAGACCUCCGCGGAUGUGCACCUGGACCAGAUAAACGCAGUCCGGCAGGCAGGCAAGCAGCGAAGUCUGCGGAUUCGUCUCCGUUCUCUGCGGAAUCCGGCUGUCCACCUCAUCCGUAUCUGUUGGCUUUCGUCAUUGUGCAUCGGGAUUCGAGUGUAGUAGUCUACGGCCAAUUAGACAGCAGGCAAAUAUCAGCGGAACGCAACUAUGUAUAUACAGGGGGUAUGGUAUGGUAUGGUAUAUGGCCAUGGCAACGCAACAACAUCGGUAGCCAUGCCCUCCAUAUGCUUAGCAGCUGAUAAGGAACGAUAAGAGCCAUGAGAAGGGGUAAGAACCCGAUUAGCAAAGGCGGAAAGUAAACAUUGUUGGAGUUAUUUGGCAAAAACAUUCGCUAUGCCAAGAACGGAUUACUCAAUGGAGCCGGGAAAAUGAGGAGCACUCUUGAAGAAGCUACACUGGAAAUGAUUUCCAUUACCUGCUAUUUGUUUAACAAAUUGGUCAUAAGUAACAAUAUAGUUUUGUAUUGUAUAUUUUCAUCCUUGGCAUACAAACAGAUAGUUGCAACUCCUCUCGUUUCAUUUCCCCAUCUCCUAUUAAAUCAAUAUUUUAUAAACAGAAAGUCAUCGCAAAUUUGAGACGCUUUAGGUGUCUUCCUAGGAAUCUAGAUUCUCCCAAUUUGUUUCAUUCAAAAGUCGCGUAUUUGAUUCGGAUAAUGUUCACUUCUGGCGAUAUUAAGUUCAAAACGAGUUUGUUUACUUAAUUCAUUUGUUGCCUGACCAGGCUUGAGCCAUUGUUGGAUCAACUUGCAAACACUGGGCAAAAAUGAUUGUCACAAAAAAUGUCAUUUUGCAUUUUGUACUUGAAUAUACAAGUAUUUUCCUAUUGAUUAAUGCUAGGAGAUGUAAUAGCAAUUAAAACAUUCCCAUUUGAAAAAGAGCCUGAAUUGUAUUAGUUUCAAAAAUUCGAACAGAAGAUUUCUCACAGUGUACGAUGAGUGUGCAUAGAAGGCGAGACAGGUAGAAAACAGAGAAGGUGGCGAUUUUUGAACUGGCAAACUUGAAACUGGCCAAUUGAAAGGAAAACUUGGCGCAGCAAGGCAUGCCGCCGAGGAAAAACAAAUUCGCGGAAAUGGGAAAUAGACGAAACGUGAGAACAGCAGCAAAGUCAACAAAAGCGUGCAACUGCUCAAUGGCAAUAAACAAAAGACGAAAGCAGAACAAAAAUAGCAUUAAAACGCACGACGAAUAAUGAUAAUUCAAGAGCGAGAGUUUUUAAUGGGAUUCGGUCAACUUUUGACGCCGCAUCGAUUUGGCAUUAUGGUAGUUACCGUUAUACCA
Molecule: messenger RNA, 2373 nt
Organism: Drosophila simulans
Lineage: Eukaryota; Metazoa; Arthropoda; Insecta; Diptera; Drosophilidae
Exons: 2
Coding region: 931-1335 (134 amino acids)
Source: RefSeq, a predicted model, not a curated record